Didymodactylos carnosus is the source of this 462-nucleotide messenger RNA. The record is from the annotation of a GenBank genome assembly. NCBI's taxonomy places the organism in Eukaryota, Metazoa, Rotifera, Eurotatoria, Philodinida, Philodinidae.
AUUAAUAUAGGAACAGACGCUUAUUUUGAUAAUGAUACGGUCCUGGGACAGUUUGAAAGGCUAUUUCAAAUGCUAGAAUUCAAACAAGAAUACAAGCAUAACCAGAUAGAAAUCGUUGUCGACAAUGCAAGAACUCACACUGCGAAGUCAUACUCAUUACAAGAAUUUGGUAAAAAUAUUGGUACUCGUUGUCCUGUUGAACAAAUCGAAUAUGUUGAUGAAAAUGGCGUACAAAAAGUUAUUGAUUGUUAUUUUAAAGGGGGAGAAAACAAAGGUAAAUCAAAAGGUUUAGUUGAACUAUGUAAAGAUAUGGGUGUACAAUUACCAGCUAAAAUUAAAUUAGACGACAUUCGUGAUAUACUUUCAACGCAUCGAGCUUUCCAAAAUGCUACAAAACUUGAGAUGCUAGCAAUUAACCCUUUGAGAACGGGAUUAUUUUUUCAAAAAAUAAUCACGCAAUAG